UAACCAACUAUAAUUAAUGGUUAAUUGCCAUCUAUUUUUUGGAUAUUGAUGUUUAAUCUCGAACUUGUCUCAUGUGAACGCGAUGAUUGAGUCGUGCUCGAAGAAACGGAUGCUACUUGGCGUAUCAUUCCUAGGAGGGCACGGAUAAAACACGUCAAUUCCCACAGACCUUCACUUCCAAAACGACACACGAUUCUCAUCAUGGAUGUCAAUUACAUUUUGUGGGUUCCUGUAGAUCAUUCCGUUUUUGGCAGAUUGACGAUAUUGGUUUUAAUAAUCGAGAGCCAUUGGACAGAAGGCAGCGAUACAAAGCUGUUCAUUGAGACAGUGGAGAACAAUUCAACCUGCUGGCAGCGAGAGCAAUACGAAGUGAUAUCGGCCUGUCAUCCAUGCACAGCGUUUGAAAUUGCUAGUAAAAGCAUAGGUGUUUGUAUCCACACUAGUUACAAAGAAGUUCUCAAAUGUAAAAACGGAGAAACCGUAACCAGGAGUUGUGAUAGAGUUGCCUGGCUAGAAGAACGUCUUUUCUGGAAAUUUGAGUGCUCCAUGUUUGCGUUGGCAGUUUUAUCCUGUAUGAGUGUAUUUUGGAGGGAAAACAUUCUUCGACAAAGGAUAGUGAGAAAAGUAGCAAAACAAUUGAGAGCAAGCGUUUAA
Athalia rosae (coleseed sawfly) is the source of this 654-nucleotide messenger RNA. It is a transcript of the gene JTBR, whose product is annotated as protein JTB. The record is from RefSeq and is a predicted model, not a curated record. The coding region runs from base 202 to 654 and encodes 150 amino acids. The transcript is spliced from 3 exons. NCBI's taxonomy places the organism in Eukaryota, Metazoa, Arthropoda, Insecta, Hymenoptera, Athaliidae. Gene Ontology annotation, cellular component: membrane; spindle; midbody. Gene Ontology annotation, biological process: mitotic cytokinesis.